This is a messenger RNA of Plutella xylostella (diamondback moth), 6839 nucleotides long. Lineage: Eukaryota; Metazoa; Arthropoda; Insecta; Lepidoptera; Plutellidae. The record is from RefSeq and is a predicted model, not a curated record.
AGGACGUCAACAUAACGUCAAAAACAUACGGUCGAUCGACUCGAUCGAUUGUUUUCGUUUUUUGUAGACAAUCGAAAUGAAAUUAUAAAGUACCAAUUUCUUGAAAAAAGUGUAUUGUAGUACUCAAUUAUUGCACUAAAACAUUGAUCAUAUUAGUGUCCCCUUAAAAUGGAAGAAAGAAAACCUAUCCUUCAUGAAUUGUAUGUUUUCUCGGAGUGGAAGCCAGAACCUGAAUACUUGCAAAAGCCGGAUAAUAUUUUGCCAGAAAACUUAUCUGCCUUAUGGCGGUGGUUGAAGUUUUUUGGCCCAAAGAAAAGCUUGUUAGACAGUGUUUCAGCCUUUAAAGAAAACCAACAAAAAUGGCAUAUUGCUCUUGGAGAUGAAGGCAAGGUAAUUGCUGUACUUACUGACAACAUUUUAGAGAUCAGAACAAAGCGGUCAGAGUAUGCCACCAUUGCUGCUAGGACCACUGUAAACCGUGAUGCAUAUCCACAAUGGCGCAAGGUUGUGUGGAGCCCGGACUGCUCCUUUGUUGCAGUGGCAUAUGGAAAUGGAGUUGUCAGCUUCUUUGACCUAACAGCAUCAAACCUAUUUAAUAUACCUAUUGACUGCAACAGGCCUGGAGGUCUGGAAUGCACGGACAACACACAUGCUGUAGCUGACAUCAUCUUUAUGCCUCUGAGGGUCAAAGACAAUAAAUGGAACUGGGAGGUGCUGAUAGUGACGUACGACGGCGCGCUGCGUGCCUUCCUCGUGUCGGCCACGGAGGGGUGCUCGCUGCAACACACCUUCAGGUUCGCGGGCGGCGUGGCGGCCGUGGCGCACAGCGCGGCGCACGACACGCUGUACGUGGCCGGCGUGCCAAGGGGCUCCUGUAAGGACCCCUCCUCCCCCCUCUACGCAGGGCUGACAGCGUGGCGUAUCCUCAGUGACGACCCCUACUACAAGCUGUCCGUGGUGUCCGACUCACUGGAGGCGCAAAUGGCCAGUGACUCGCUGCACUUGUACAUUCCGUUUGUGUCUAGUAAGAACAUGGCGUUCAUAGUCCAAAUGGUGAUAUCCCCCGACGGCUCCCACCUACUCUGCGUGCACUGCACGGGCGAGAUCUCUGUCUGGCGUCUCCCGCUGCUGAAGCUGCAGAACCGGUGGCCGCUCGCGAUACAGCCGCAACAUGACGUGGACAAUCCACUGGAGACUGAGGAGAAGAGGGAGGGGAUGUAUCACCCGGCUGAUGUGGAUUGGUGGAGUAAUGAGGACAUAAUAAUCUCCCGCUUCAACGGCGCGGUGUCAGUAUGCAGCUCCUCGGACCUGGCCCCGCUGCUGCAGGCGCAGUGGCUGCGCGGCGCGGCGCGCGUGGCCUCGCACAGCGGCGCGGCGCUCGUGGCGCUCGAGUGCGAGCGCUCCACGCACCAGCCGCGCGCGCCGCGAUCGCAAUCAACCGAGCUGGUGAAGCAAGACGCAGACUCAGAGGACACAAUGUACGAGCUGACCAAAGAGAUGGUGAAGUCGAUACUGUACGCCAUCACGGACAUCGAGACGUUCCAACCGAAGCCCAAGAAGAUCACCGUUGUUUCCAGGAUAUACCGCCUGCUUGGUAUUAAAAGUACCACGCCAGAAGAACUGUUUGCGAGGAAGAUAGAAAGUGGCAACUACGAGGAAGCUCUGGCCUUAGCAGACAGCUUCCACCUGGACAGCGACCUGGUGUACCAGCAGCAGUGGAGGAAGAACCCCGUCUCUACGGACGCUAUACAGAAGUACUUGAGUAAAGUGUCCAAGAAGAUCUGGGCGGUGCACCAGUGCGUGGACCGGCUGCCGGAGACGCUGCCGGCCGCGCGCGAGCUGCUGCAGUUCGGCCUCGAGCUCACCAACCAGGAGAUACUUCAUGAAAUAAACAAAGAUCGUUCCACCGACAACCGAGUGAGAGACCCGGAGAAGAUAACUCUGGAAGAUCUGAACGCCUACUCCAGCGAGCUGCUGCGCUGCCGGCACGUCAUGCUGUUCUACAAGGAACGGCUCAAGCUCUAUGAGGCAAUACUACGCUGCGAAAAAUCAACCUACGUCAAGGAUGAAUACGACCGUCUUCGAAGCAACAGCAUCGUUUAUAGUGCCACGGAGUUGGCAAAAGAAGGUCGUCUAUCAGCUCUAACUUGUCUAUGGCCACACAUAAAGACUGCGAUGUUGAGACUGGCCGUUUUGGAAACGAUACCAGAGACAAUAAACCCGUUAGAAUAUAAAGAUUUACUGGCGACGUUGAGUGAAGAGGAUAUCACACCGGUGAGAGAGAAGAUUGAGAAAGAUUGGUGCAGGAAAGAGACCUUCAGGUCCAUCUGGAGCUCCAACUGGUCAGAAGACCCCCAGCCGGCGGGGCACGCGGCCGACUUACUGAUGCCGGCCGGUGACGUCAUCGUCUGGUACAUGAAGCGCGCAAGGCAGAUUGAAGAGAAUAGCGGGAUAGUCAGCCACGCGGCUACGCUCGUCCGUAUCGCGAGCCAUAGUCUGGGCCUCCCCGGACUAGAGCACCUGCUGCACGAGUUCCAGACGCUGGACACUCUCGUGUACGACAUCGACCUGCCCGAUGUCACGCUCAAGCAGGUGCAGACCAGCUCGCCGCUAGAGAUCUGCCAGCUGCUUAUGAAGAAGAAAACGCCCGCCACCUUCGUAUCAGACCUCAAGUCCUACGUGGUCCCGUACCUAAAGAGGCAUGAGGAGCUGACGGGGCGCGCGUGCGUGCUGGGCCUGGCCGACUACCUGGAGAGCGUCAGCGAGCACGACCUGUCCUGGAUAUUACUGGUACUACAAUCCCCUACCGAGUUCCAGUUGGACGUGCGCACGCACCUCGACAUAGCGGAGCGCUGCAUGAUGGCGCACAAGCGAUCCGACCAGCUGGACAAGCUGUGUGAUCUACUGGCCACCAUAUUGAAGGAGACUGACGGCAGCAUAUCCCCGGUGGAACUGCUCCGUCGCCUCAACGAGAUGGAGCGUCUGCUGAGCAUCUGCCGAGUGGUGUGGUGGCGCGGGGUGGACCUGCCUGCCGGGGACCUGCGGAACCAACAGUUCAACCCGGAGAAAUGCAAGCUUACUCUGACCAGGAUGGCUAGGAGCCUGGCUGUUGGCCCGCUCACGGAUCGUAAGUUUCCAGCUAAAAUGAAACUAAGAACUGGCAGAGACAAUAAACCUACUCAGCAAGACUGGGAGAAGCUGCUCAAGGAUAUUCUUGACAUUCAGGCGAACUGCAACGUCUCUAAGAAAGUAUGCUAUGAGAUAUACGGCCUAGCGUUGCUAACAUCAGGCGACGCGGCCAGCAUCAAACUGGCAGCGAACGUGUUAACCUGCGACGCCAACGUGUUAAGACGAGGCAACAAUAGACACAAGGUGAAAUAUGAAACCACAGUGGAGCUCAUCAUUAAGGCUGCGAGGGAGUACUUCAACUCGGCGUCGUCUCUGACUGAUCCGGCAUUGGAUUUGGCCAAGUGCUGCUUGAUGUUAAUCCAAGAUGGAAAUCCACAAAUUCAAGAAGAACUAGACCUAAUUGAUUCUUUGCAGAUACUGAGCUCUUUCAACGUGCCAAUUCUACCAAUUCAAGUCCGUCUAUGUGAAGACAAAAUGCAGUUGGUCGAGCAAUGUCUGAGCACGGAUCCGAAUGCUUAUCUGGCGAGCCACAAGCUGCUUAAAUUAGCCAAGCUGUUGAGGAUCGCCGGCGAUGAUGAUCAGAAAAGAGAGGGCGAAGUGCUGAUGGUGGUGUGCAUGGCGGCGAUGGCGGAGGGCGCGGCGGGCGCGGCGGCGGGGGGGGAGGCGGCGCGCCGCCUGGCCGCGCUGCGCUACCCGCCCGCCGCCGCCGUGCUGCCGGCGCAGGCGGUGCACUCGCAGGGCACUCUUGACAGAAAUACACGACGGGACCUAUUCGCUGCUGCGGUGACCUUUUGCGAUCCCAAACAAAUUGAAGAUAUUCUACGAGCUAGAAUAUCGCUAGAGCUAGAAGCGCUACAAGAGAUCGGCGCGGCGGUGAAGGAGCAAGCUCGGCUGAACGACCAGUGGCCAUCUACCGACGAGGAGUUUGCAGACGCCAUCACUACGCCCGUGAUAGAGAGAAAAGACUUGGUGACACCGUCCGGUGAUAAGAAAUUACCGAUCCUCGACUAUUUGGUUGACACGUGGCAGAGCAAAUUUAAUACGGGUGACAAGUCAGGUCCAUCGGAGCCGACGUCGAAGCGGGUGCACUGUCUUAAACUCUACCACACCCUGUAUCCUCAGUACGACAUAUCGCCCGUGAACUACCGGUACUCAUGUUUCGCGGUGCCGGACCGCACGCCGGCGGUGGCGAGCUCGCUGCUGCAGGUCAGCACCAUCCACAGCUGCCUCGGCGACGCGGAGCCGCACGACCCCGUCAUGGAGUCUCAGGUUUUCCAAAAGUGUGCCGAAGAGACCCUAUACUCAGACACAGCAUACUCCGUGGCGUGUUUACUGCGCUCAACACAAGAUGGCGAGUUGACGCGACGCACGUUGGAGACUCAGAAUACUGACACGGCCAUCUGCGCCGCUCUAUACGCCACGCUCAUUAAGUGCAACACGCCCGAGUUGAGAGACAACGUGUAUCUGACGAAGCCUAUUAAUAUGGCGCGCAACACAGUAAUCCACAACAACGCGUCGACCGACCAGCUCAAGUUGAUCCGCGCGUGUCUGGACAAGCUCAUGGUGAUGGUGGAGGUGGACCGGGUCAAGAAGUUUGGCUACACGAUCAACGCCGCCAUGUUCACUGCGGACGAGGACUAUAGGAAGCAGAUUGUGUACCGUAUGGCUCGAUCAGCAAACGCAGAGCACAUAGAGUUCGCGUUCUCCCUCUCGCAGAAGUACGAGAUCGAGUCCAUCGAGCUGUGGCUUCAGCACGCCGGCACCGUCAUCCGCGACCACAGCGCCAUACAGCAGAUCGUCGACUUGAUGCCGUCUAAUAUUGAUAAGCAGACUGCUGUUGAGAGACUAGAGACAGAGAUAUGGGACGACCUGCCCGGGGACGAGCACAACGUGCUCAUCAACUACUUCACCCUGCUCAAGAGCAUCGACGAGCGCGCCGCGGUCUGCGGGUUCACGCCCGCCGAGCAUGUCAAACUGCUGAAGAAGGCUAAGGCGGCGUCGCCAGAACUAAACUACAAGCUGCUACUAGAACAACCGUCACCUGAAGAGUUCUCCGCGCACAUCCUACAAAUCAUCAAACCCGAGAACGUGGGCUUGCUGACCAAGCUGUUGCGCACUCUGCCCCCCGCGUUCAAGAUACCCGUGCCCGUCAACGUGUUGUAUACCAUGUGGCUUACGAAGUACUUCUUUAGUGUGUCGCCAACCAGCGCGACGAACAAGAAGUGGAUGCAGCAGUACCGGCAGUGCGCCAGCUACUUCAACAAGCUCUCUAAAGAGGACCUGCUUACGUUUGUCAGCAACACUUGCUUCAGCGAUGAGGCUUGCGAGAGGGUGCCAGCCGGUACAAGAAACUUGAUGAUAAUGCAAGCCGUGGACUACUGCCAACAAGAACAAGAGAACGACAAUAUCAAAAUCAAUAAAAAUGAGUCGUCGUGGGCGCAGGUGGGCCAGGAGCUGACGCGGUGGGCGCGCUUCCUCGACAACUUCCACUCCGACACCAUCCAGGCCAUCAUCGCGAGCAACGCGCCCGGCCACGAAGUGUGGACAGCCAUAGAGAAGAGCCACGGAUCAGUCCCGAAGGCUCGGCGGCCGCUGUGCCGACUGAUGAUGGAGACAACCACGCGGCCCGGCGCCUUCUGCACGCUGAUACAGUGCCUGCACCUAGAUAUACAGCCGGACGACGUGUUCACUUACGCCGUGGAGGAGUAUGUGGAUGAUUUGCCUGCCGUUCAGACGCUGGUAUCUCGUGUGACGAACUACUUCAAAGAAGGUGUCAAACUAUCAGAAGAACUCCUUGACAAAGUGAUGCACACAGCCUCAGUCUAUGGUCUCCCGCCGCACAAGCAAAUAGGGCUCUUAUCGCUCACACAGAAGAACCAAAUUCAAGACGGCGAUGAUAUGAUGAAGAUUGUGGAGUUUACACUGGAUUUGUUCAAGACGGAGUGGGCUGAUGCGGGCUUUGCGAAGGAUUUGACUGAUGAAGACCUACUCAGUGACGAAGGCAGACGGGAGGCGUUCAUGAAGUUCCUCGAGUUGUCCGACUCGUGGCAGAGGAAGAAAGCGCUAGUGGACGUCCUCAACUGCUGGCCGCCGACGCGGAAUGGCGGACAAUCUCGAAGUCUGCACUGCGACUACAUACAAACGCUUUUGAAGAAUGAAGAUCAAAAGGAAAGUCUGGUUCUUAUCAAACUAUUGCUGCGGAAACCUGUGCUGGUGGAAGAGGAGCUCCAGUGGCUAUCAAACAAUGUACAGGGUGACGCAGUCAUAAAUCUAAUUUGGGUGAUAAUUUUAAGCAAAUGCGAACAUUCCUUGGAGCUCAUUCCAACUCUUGCCAAGCAGCAUAAGACUGCUCUUCUAAAUGCAGAGAUUGAAGACGACCUAGUCAAAGACCUCCUAGAUAGUGGGUUAUUUAUUAAACUUGUUUCUACACCAUUCUACUCGUCUAUCACCAACUUCAUCCUGAAUAGAGAGUCAUCUAAUGGUGAACCAGUUAACCAAUACGAUGUCAAGUGGGCUACAACCGAGUUGCUCAAAGCAAACUUUGUAGCGGAAGCGGGCCAUCUGAAACUGCUCGCUAUAGGCGUGCCGGCGCCUUUACGGGGUUUCUCGCAAUCAGUUAUGUAUUACAAAAACUUCUUUAAUUAAUUAAGCAAAAUGUAUUUAAAUAUUUAAGAAUUAAUAUAUUCAAUAAAUGAUUUAUUAUCCGACAA